Molecule: messenger RNA, 1394 nt
Organism: Olea europaea var. sylvestris
Lineage: Eukaryota; Viridiplantae; Streptophyta; Magnoliopsida; Lamiales; Oleaceae
Product: CASP-like protein 4A3
Exons: 3
Coding region: 247-1251 (334 amino acids)
Source: RefSeq, a predicted model, not a curated record
ACCUCGAACGAAAAUUCAUGGUCUUCCCCGCAUACAAUAAAAUCCUUGUAAAAUUAUUCUCUUGCAUGAAGUUGAUGAUCAAUGCCACUGUAGAGUUUCCUUAAUAAUGGAGUUUAAAAAUAAAAAUAAAAAAAUCUUUCACUUUAUUUUUUCUUUUUCCAAAAUACCUUUUUUCCUCUUUCUUUCUCGUCCUCUUCUUUGAUUUUCUUCUUCCGAAUAAUAAGAGUAGUUUAAGAGCAAAAUUUAAUGGAAAAUUCAAGUAAAUCUUUGAAAAGAAGCAGUAGUCAUACAUCAAUGUCCGAUACUGAUUCAGCAACGAGUCAACACGAGUUUCAUUCUUUACCAUCUGAAUCACCUGUUCGUUCAGAUGAUAGAGCUAUUGUUGUUGUUGACACUCCAUCGCCGCCCGGAAAUCCCAAUUUACCGACGAGUUCUCAGGCUGUUAGAGAGAAGGGAUUUAAGCCUUGGCCCCAUUCAGAAAGGCCCACGCCGGAAAAUCUUGAUUUUCCGGCUACUCAAGGGAAUCGCGGGUCGGAGAAUCUUGAAUUUCAGGCGAAGAACGGUCUGGGUGGUGCACGUAAUCCACCGGUACCGGUGAUUAACCUGAAUGUAAGGGAUGAACCCAAGCCGGGAGUGAUGAAGGUGGAAAAAGUGAGGGUAGACAUUGGUGGGAUGGAGGAGGGGUACGGUGGAGGUGGAGGUGGAGGUGGUGGUGGUGGUGGAGAGGAUGAAGUGGGUGGAGAGAGGGAGGCGGUAGAGGCGAUAUUGAAGAGGUCGAAGGCCGAGUUGAAAGUGAGGAAAGUAGCAUUGUUUUUUAGAGUGUUCGAAGUGAUAGCUUGUUUGAUUUCGUUCACGGUAAUGGCUGCCGAUAAAACUCAAGGGUGGAGUGGCGAUUCAUUUGAUCGGUAUAAAGAGUACAGGUAUUGUCUAUUAGUGAACGUUGUUGGAUUCGUUUAUGCCGGUUUUCAGGCAGUUGAUCUGGCCUAUCAUUUGGUCACGGGAAAUCACGUCAUCUCUGAUUAUCUACGAUACCAUUUCGAUUUCUCGAUGGAUCAGAUACUGGCUUAUCUUCUAAUGUCAGCAUCAUCCUCGGCAGCUACCCGGGUGGAUGAUUGGAUACUGAAUUGGGGACAAGACGAGUUCACUUUGUUCGCCAGUGCAUCUGUUGCGAUGUCGUUUGUGGCUUUUCUUGCCUUCGCCAUUAGUUCUGUCAUAUCGGGUUACAAUCUCUGCAACCGUGGUUCGAUUUGAUCUUUGCAUCAGUAAAUUAUCAUAUUGUAUAUUCGUAGCACUAGAUCAAUAGUAAUUUUCUCAGCAUUUUGUUUGGAGUUCAAGAAAUUAUCAUGUUUCGAUAAAUAUAUCAUUCCAUUAUAAUAUAUAGGGAGGCUAACUUA